GUACCUCUAAAGAAGUCGGCUUAUACCCAACUCUAAUCAUAGUAAGCUUCGUUUAAGAUUGAACUAUUUAAGAUUCAGAAGUGUUCACCGUGCUAAUUUCGAUAAUAAUAUUAAAUCGUGAGAGUAUUUAAAAAUUCUUUAUAGAAUUGCAACAUUUGAGUUUCAGAUUCCAUCACGUUAUUGUAAUAAAAUGUUUCUGUCUCCAAUUCAAAACGAUUCAAGAAUAAGUAGCGAUUUGAUGUCAAAAAAUAUUUGGGCUUCAUCCAUUAUUGAUUGAUUUAUUCUUUAACGUGUUUCACUUCAAGCUGACAACAUUAAUUAAAUGAAAGCUGGGGUGUUAAUCAUAAGGAAUUCUGACAGCUUAUAAAACGAAUCUUACUUCAGUGUAUUAUUUCACUUAUAACGUUGCUACCCCUGUUGUAGCAGUGCGAAAAUAAAAAAUAGUUGGACUAUUCGGGUGGGGGUUAGUGGAGGAAGGUAGGUCACUCUGAAGCCCUAUACACUCGACUAAUAGGCUCUGUUCUCCAGUCAGAAACCUGAGACGACGUGUUAUGAAACCGAAACGAGACUUGGCAGCGGUCUCUCCUGCCUAGUGCUUGCUCACUGGUCACUGGUCAGUGACAGCAAAUCAGGAUUCCAGCAGUGGAGCAAUAUGCGCUUCAAUCAUGGAUUCAACACAAAUUUAUUGAAAGCCAAGGACGUGAAGUAGGACAACCGACUGUGAUAAUUUUAGUCAUUAGGGUAGAAUGGAAAGUAAAAGUGAGACAUCAGAGUCAAAGAGCUCUUUAUCAAAGUCUUGUAAGGAAUCAACACCCCUUCUCCUUUCUGCCCAGGAAAGAAGACAACUGAGUGUGCUGCAGAAGAGCGCCUAUGGAGUCGGCCAUGUUUACAAUGACAUCGCGGCCGCCAUUUGGUUCUCCUAUUCACUCAUUUAUUUCCAGUUGGUCGCCGAAACGGGGCCUGUCUUGGCUGGAACCUUUCUAUUCAUUGGGCAAUGCGUUGAUGCAUUCGCAACUCCUCUGGCUGGGUUCUUGAUUGGACUAUGUGGAACAAAGAAAAAGUGGCAUUUUAUUGGAAGCGUCUGCAUAACUGUGACUUUUCCGUUGAUAUUUUCCACGUGGAAAAUCACCCGAGGAGCCACGUGGAGCCAGGCGGUCUACUACCCUCCCAUCAUCACCAUAUUCCAGACAGGAUGGGCCAUCGUGCAGAUAGCGCAUCUCUCCAUUAUGCCAGAAAUGACUCCAUCUGUAUCCGAGAGAGCAGAGCUAACAGCACUCAGGUACACAUUUUCAAUGGCCUCACAGAUCUUCGUAUAUCUGAUAGCCUGGGUGUUCUUCAGUGAUUUGGAGGGCAUGAAUAUGAAACUUCUAGCACCAAAAGAUUCAGGAAGGUUCCAGCACAUAACUAUUCUAUCCGCCUCUAUCGGUAUUUUUUGCACAUUGUUCUUCUACCUGGGCUCGAGGAAAACUUGGACCAAUGUAACACGCGCCGUUAAAACGGAGCAGGAAAAAUUGGAACUGAGCGAGAAGAAGCGAGCCAUCGUAUUCUCGACAUCCAUCUAUAAGACGGCCGUUCUGUACACGUCGAGUCGGCUGUUCCUCACGCUCAGUCUGGUCUAUUUCCCGAUGUUCAUCAAUGAGGUGGUUCUGCGCAAAUCGUCCACCCUGGCCACUGUCCCGCUUGUCUCGUUCAUCGCAUCUUGUGUGGCGUCCAUGGCCUCCAAGACUGUUUCCCAGUACUGUGGAGGAAACAGGGCACUAUACAUUGCAGGAUGUUUGAUCUGUCUUAUGGGAACUGCGCUUGUGAGAAUGCAUACAAGGAAAUCAGAAGAGACGUGGAUGAUAUUCAUCGCAGCUGCUCUAUUUGGUACUGGUAGCUCUGUAACAAUGGUGGUGAGUUUGUGUGUGACUGCUAAUCUGAUUGGCGAUGACACUGAGAUCGGAGCAUUCAUCUACAGUGGAGUCACGUUUGCCGAUAAAUUAUUGAAUGGUAUUGCUGUCAUCACCAUAGAAUACAUGAGAUGUGAAGAUGUGAGAGACUGUCCAUUCUACUACAGGGAUACACUGUCAUUCGUCAAUCUCGGCAUUGCUGCUAUUGGACUGAUAGGCUCAAUGAGUGUUUCCUCAAAGCUGUUUAGAAAAUCUGACACAAUCUGAUCCAGUAAAAUUAGAGAGAGACAUACCAAAUAACUCAAAUCGAUGAUUUGAGUCUGAAUUUUGUAAAUUUCAUCCUUUAUCGACUGAGUUGAAUAUUUUAAAAAACUCGGUGAGAUUGCUGAGAACUCAACACUGUUGCUGACUACAGAUAAUUUUGUGUUGUUGCCGCGGAAGUAGUCAUUUUGUAAUGAUUAGUAGUUAAUAUCAAUUUUUUAAGAUGAUGAUAAAAUUUAUAGUUACAA
Molecule: messenger RNA, 2398 nt
Organism: Nilaparvata lugens (brown planthopper)
Lineage: Eukaryota; Metazoa; Arthropoda; Insecta; Hemiptera; Delphacidae
Product: major facilitator superfamily domain-containing protein 12
Exons: 9
Coding region: 747-2156 (469 amino acids)
Biological process (GO): carbohydrate transport
Cellular component (GO): membrane
Molecular function (GO): symporter activity
Source: RefSeq, a predicted model, not a curated record